GCGGUGUCUCGAGCUAAUCUCAGCCACUCUCUCCUGGACACGGCAAGCUCUGUCGAAGGUCGAUGGAGUGCACCUGAGGCUGGAACGGCUGAACAGAUGAAACUGGACCACCAAGCGCCGUCGCCAUCGCAGACAACCGCCCUCCAUGAUUCGGCCGCCCUACAGCCCAGUGGAGCCCAUCAACACCUUCUGGAAGGCUUCUCUCUCCCUCCCCCGAUGGGCGUCUUGGCAGCAUACAUGGACGCAUUCCUCCUCCACCACCACCAGCACAGCCCGCCAUGUUCAGUUCAGCAAGCCACGUUCACUUGCUUGCGGCCUGCAACCUCAGAUCGGGGCCAACCUAGGUGGGCAGCUCCGCAGCUCUUGCAUCGUCGACCCCGAGUAGGCUAUCGUGGUCAUAGGCAGGCAUGCAUGCGUGCAUGCCCUUGGUUUUGGCUGAGGCCAUACCGCGUCGUCAAGCUGACUUGCCCCUGGCAGCAAGGUGUCACAGCCACGAUUCCUACCCCAGGCCCGAAAAGCAAGACUUUUACGAAAUGCACACGCCCUUGCUCCUGCAUACAACCAAGAUUGCGCUUAUCACGAUGAUGCCUCAGAAGUCAUAGUCAUUUCUGCAGCAGGUGUCGGCAGCAACCGCGCUCGCUCAUCUCCGGAGUCAAGCACGCC
Molecule: messenger RNA, 663 nt
Organism: Microdochium trichocladiopsis
Lineage: Eukaryota; Fungi; Ascomycota; Sordariomycetes; Xylariales; Microdochiaceae
Exons: 1
Coding region: 97-585 (162 amino acids)
Source: RefSeq, a predicted model, not a curated record